CACCUCGCUCUUCUCCGUCUCUCUGCGUGGUUCUGGAGAGGUCGCUGCAGAACUGAGUGGAACAAGGGGGGAUUCACUGUGAGCAGGAGGAGCAAAGGAGACAUGGAUGCCUUGGCGUUAGAGGCCAGUGGGAAAAAGACGAAUAACGCCGCAGUGGCAGCAGCUGUUGUGCCAACAGGUCAAGCCCCUGCAAAACGUAAACCUGCUAAAAAAACUAAAAAGGCUGUUGUUUUUUUUGAGGUGGAGAUACUGGACGCCAAGACCAAGGACAAGCUCUGCUUCCUGGACAAGGUUGAGCCAAAUGCCACCAUUGGGGAGAUCAAGUCUAUGUUCCACAAGAGCCACCCUCAGUGGUACCCAGCCAGACAGUCUAUUCGCCUCGACCCCAAGGGGAAGUCUCUGAAGGAUGAGGACGUUCUGCAGCAUCUUCCUGUGGGAACCACGGCAACCUUCUACUUCAGAGAUCUGGGAGCUCAGAUCAGCUGGGUCACAGUUUUUCUGACAGAAUACACUGGCCCUCUGGUCAUCUAUCUGCUGUUCUACUUCAGAGUUCCUUUCAUCUACGCUCCUAAAUAUGACUUCACCACCAGUAAACACUGGGUUGUACAUCUGGCCUGUAUGUGUCACUCCUUCCAUUACGUUAAGAGACUCCUGGAGACCCUGUUUGUCCAUCGCUUCUCUCAUGGGACGAUGCCGUUACGGAACAUCUUCAAGAAUUGCACCUACUACUGGGGCUUUGCAGCAUGGAUGGCUUAUUACAUCAACCAUCCACUAUAUACACCACCCAUUUAUGGAGAACAGCAGAUCAGGCUGGCGCUCAUCAUAUUCCUGUUCUGCCAAAUCGGGAACUUCUCCAUCCAUAUCGCCCUGCGGAACCUCCGCCCUCCAGGCUCCAAAACCAGGAAGAUUCCCUAUCCAACCAAGAACCCCUUCACCUGGAUCUUCCUUCUAGUCUCCUGUCCCAACUAUACCUAUGAGCUGGGCUCCUGGCUCGGCUUCACCCUGAUGACCCAGUGUCUGCCGGUGGCCUUCUUCACCAUGGUGGGUUUCAUCCAGAUGACGGUCUGGGCCAAAGGGAAGCACCGCAGCUAUCUGAAGGAGUUUAGAGACUACCCACCUCUCCGCUCGCCCAUCCUGCCCUUCAUCUUGUAGAUCCAGUUCCAGCUGAUCUUUUCUCUAAACCCACUGCUGGAUUUAGACUG
Molecule: messenger RNA, 1202 nt
Organism: Cyprinodon tularosa
Lineage: Eukaryota; Metazoa; Chordata; Actinopteri; Cyprinodontiformes; Cyprinodontidae
Gene: tecrb
Product: trans-2,3-enoyl-CoA reductase b
Exons: 11
Coding region: 103-1152 (349 amino acids)
Biological process (GO): very long-chain fatty acid biosynthetic process
Molecular function (GO): oxidoreductase activity, acting on the CH-CH group of donors
Source: RefSeq, a predicted model, not a curated record